This is a messenger RNA of Physella acuta, 532 nucleotides long. RefSeq names its product ankyrin repeat domain-containing protein 33B. The record is from RefSeq and is a predicted model, not a curated record. Gene Ontology annotation, molecular function: protein binding. Lineage: Eukaryota; Metazoa; Mollusca; Gastropoda; Physidae.
UUAAAUCGGAGAGGACCCAUCGCAAGCCUGGACAACAAGGAAAACAAAGGGGGAAGGCAAUUUGUCGAUUACCUCAAAAUCAGAAGAGGUCGCAUGAUCAUGGAGACCGAUGACGACGAUUACUUCCUGGAGCCUGAGUAUGGAUACGAGGACCUGACCUUCCUGGAGGCCUGUAUGGAUAACGACCUGGAUGCUAUAGCAUCCAUAGUGGAGGACAGCCCGACGGAUGAGGAGAUUAAUGAGAGGGAUCGCUGUGGUCGGACUGGCUUAUCUCACCUGUGUUCCACCGGCCUGACCCCCGCUCUGGAACUAUUGAUUGACGUACCUGAGCUAGAUGUGAACUUACCUGACAAGGAGGGAAACACGCCAUUGAUCUUGGCGGCACAGGCAGGUCACACUGACGCUGUCCGCAUACUGCUGCAAGACUUCAAGGGAAUCCGCAUAGAUCAGCCCAACAGGCUGGGGAUGACGGCGCUCAUGAAGGCCGCUAUCCAAGGACGCACAGACUGCGCUAGAUUACUGCUAUACGCGG